Molecule: messenger RNA, 2385 nt
Organism: Purpureocillium lilacinum
Lineage: Eukaryota; Fungi; Ascomycota; Sordariomycetes; Hypocreales; Ophiocordycipitaceae
Source: RefSeq, a predicted model, not a curated record
AUGAACAAUAGAAACAUCGCUACCGACAGCAACCUCCACGUCCACGUGGAGGAGGCCCCCCCGCCGCCGUACUCGGAGACGGACAUAUACUCCAACUCGGGCGCCGGGCCUCGCACACCGACCGUCGCCAACACGGCAACCUCGCCUCGCACCGACGAUGGCGCGUCGCGCGUCUCGUCCUCGACCUCGACGGGCGAGCCGGUCUUGACGCCGCCCGACACUCCGCGCACCGCCUCCAACCCACAGCAGCAGCAGCAGCAGCAGUCUCAGCCCCAGCCCGGCGCCGCCUUAUACUUUGAGACGCGGCCGCCGACGCUCACCCCCACCGCCGCCGAGACGCUCGUCCACACCGUGAGCGUCGACGGCUCCUCGACGCCCGAUGAUGUGCCCUAUCGCGAUGAGUGGGCGGCCCGCGACGUCACCGCCCAGGACUGGGCUACCUUUGUCAACUUCCUGCUACCUGAUCACACCACGCGCGGCAACGAGGCCGUCAUCGACCGCAAGCUGAGGGCCGAGGGCCAUAGCGACACGUCGUCUCACGCCGAGGCGCAGCUCGGGCAUGUCCGCGAAUCCGGCCCCGAGGCCGUCCGUCGCAGGGAAGACGCCGAGGCGACGGUCCGUCAGUGGAACGAUGGCUUCUUCGGUCCCCGCGGCAUCAGCAUUCAACUCGCAAGGCUAGAUGACCCGGCGCCGAUGCCCGGGUCGUGGGAUGCGGCGUUCGACUUGGGCACGCCGGAGCAGCAACGGGAGCGUGGGCAGCAGGCGCGUGAGAGAGCCCAGCAGCAGCAGGAGCAGGCCCGGCAGCAACGGGAACAAGCCCAACAGCAGCGCGAACAGGCUCAGCAGCAACGCCAACAGCAGGGUGGCCGUGGCCGGACGUGGGGCGGCUUCAACAUCGACGGCGACCGCGUCAGCUUCGGCGACAAGUUCGUCGCCGACUCCAACGGGCUGCGCAUCGGCAGCCUCAUCAUGGACUCGAGUGGCAUUCGCAUGGGCGCUGGCGACGGGACCGGCCAGUCGGGAACGAGGGGCGUUGGACCGCAGCCGCAGCCGCAGCCGCCGACGGGGUCCUUUGCGGGACCGAGCAGGCAAGGGUUCGGAAACCACCACCAUGGCCGUCAUGAGUAUCACAGGUACGGCGAUCGUCACCGCCGCGGCCACGAUAUGGGCUGGGGUUGGGGCGGUCACGGCCUCCAGGGCGGCGGGCCACAUGGUCCUGAUCACCACGAAAGGGGCCGGCACUCCGACCGCAAGGGGCGCCAUCAUCGCUCCGAAUCGGCCGACUCGACAUCCUCGAGCUCCUCGUCGUCUUCUUCGAGCUCAGAAUCGUCCAUCGGGUCCCUCCCCGACUACGACGACGUCAAGGACCAGCAAAUGCCCCUGUACCUGGCCCGUCUUCAAGACUGGACGGCCCACCCCGAUCAGCACCGCAGCAAGGGCGACGUGAAGCAGCUCAAGGCCGAGCUCAAGGAGGCCAAGGCCGCCCCCGUGGACCCCAACAUGGACAAGAAGGCCCUCCGCGCGCAGAUCAAGGCCCUGACGCAGGCCUGGAAGCAGCUCAAGAAGCACCAGCGGAACGUUCGCAAGGCCACGAGGCGGGAGCGCAAGCAGAGGCGCAGGGCGGAGAAGCGGGAGCGGAGGCAGCACCGGCGGGACAUGAGGCGAUCACGCCGGGACGUCAGAAAGGGCCGCUCGGUCCCUGCGCCUCCGGGGAUGCCUGCCAUGCCUGCCAUGCCCGCCAUGCCCGCCAUGGCUGCACCCCCCGCGCCGCCUGCACCACCGGCUCCUGCUGCCCCUGCGGCGCCCCCGGCGCCCCCCGCGCCGCAUGCCUGGCACGGCGGGUGCGGUUCUCGGGGCGGCCAUAGCCCCUUCCCGGGCCCGCCUCAGAACAUGUUCGGGCCGUCUGGGCCGUUCGGCUCCCGCGGCGUCUUCGGCCCGGGCGGGCUCUUUGGCGGUCCCGGCGGCCGCGGGAAUCACUGCAGCUGGGGCGGUAGAGGUGGCGCCGCCGGCGGUCCGUUCGGCGGGCGGGGAAGCUGGGGCGGCCCCGGCGGUCCGUGGGGAGCAAGCGCCAGCCGGUCCGCGCCGGGCGCUUGGCCGGACGAGAAGCAGGACGACUACGGUGCACCCGACGGCCAUGGCCAGGGGCAGGAGUCAGGGGUGGCCACGCCGCCGCCCAGCGCCGCUGCGGCCGCGCAGUACCGAACCGCCGACAAGCUCGAGUCGGAGAUUCAGCGCAAGACGACGGCGGCCAUCGACCUCGAGAACGGAGCCGAGAAGCGCGCCGUGGAGAAGGAGCUCGAGGCCCUGACGGAGAAGCUCGAGCAGGUGCGCCUCCAGGCCGAUGAGGCGUAUGCGAGGGAACUGGCGGCGCAGUACGGCCAGUAG